This is a messenger RNA of Sphaeroforma arctica JP610, 252 nucleotides long. RefSeq lists its product as hypothetical. Lineage: Eukaryota; Ichthyosporea; Ichthyophonida. The transcript has a single exon. Bases 1 to 252 code for a protein of 83 amino acids. The record is from RefSeq and is a predicted model, not a curated record.
AUGGUGUUCUUGGGAGCUGCUUACAGACUGACCCUAUUAGUUGCCGUAGAGAACUACGAAAAGACUGGGUGUACACGUGUGUACUUAACGGCCAUAGGCGGUGGUGUCUUUGGUAAUAAACCGGAGUGGAUAUGUGAAGCAAUGCGUAUCGCGCUGAUUGAGGUUUCGCAUGUGUCGUUGGAAGUGUUCUUCGUCAGCUACGGGCGCAGUGACCCAUUAUAUAGUGUUCUGAUGAGGGAUAUGUCCGUUUGA